Molecule: messenger RNA, 516 nt
Organism: Hepatospora eriocheir
Lineage: Eukaryota; Fungi; Microsporidia; Hepatosporidae
Source: the annotation of a GenBank genome assembly
AUGGCAAUAGAAAAAGAUGGUGAAGGUGUUCCAAUACAAUAUUUGAAUAGUGAAAACCCGUUUUCGUUUGCUAAGGGAUACUUUAAUGAUGAUAUAAACAAUCAAAAGUCUAGAGAAAGACUUAAUGCCAUCCAGAAGUUACAACCGGAAAAACUUGAUCUUUUUUUAGAUUCCCAUCAGAUAAUAGAAGAGAAAAAAACAUUGCUAGAGAACGGUCUUAAAACAAAAAGAGAUAAGUUUAUAAGAGCAGGUUUAGAGAUUUUACAGGUUGUUGAUCCGGUUGAUAAUCCACUAGAGUUGUUUGAGAGACAUCUUGACAACGAAGAAAUAUUAGAUAUAGCAGUUGAAAUUAGAAAAAUAGACCUUGCUUUUCCACAAAUGAGAAUAAGAUCACGAGUUUUUCAGGUUAUUCAGUCUAACUUUCAAGAAACAAUAAAUUUACACGAACCAUACACAUAUGAUAAUUUAAGAGAAGCUAUGUUAUUUGAGAAAUGUAAGUGGAAGGAUGAAAAAUAA